Molecule: messenger RNA, 3012 nt
Organism: Pseudoliparis swirei
Lineage: Eukaryota; Metazoa; Chordata; Actinopteri; Perciformes; Liparidae
Gene: zc3h3
Product: zinc finger CCCH-type containing 3
Exons: 12
Coding region: 22-2727 (901 amino acids)
Cellular component (GO): nucleus
Molecular function (GO): metal ion binding
Source: RefSeq, a predicted model, not a curated record
CGUAACAUUUCGGUUGUAAACAUGGAGGAGAGAGAAGCGCUGAAGAGGCAGAUUGAACUUCUAGAAAAUCUCAUCAAUGAACAUAAGAGCGUCCAUGGUGACACGCCGUUUGCAAGAGAUGAGCUGAGGCAACCGGAAGCUCCAACGUCAGCCAGGGACAGAGGGCACGGGACAUCUGUCGUCCAUCCACACAGCUCCAGAGGGGGACCGUAUGCUACUCAGAGCCAUGGAAGUUGGAAGAAAACAUACUCUCUGAGCAACAAGAACUCCCAGUUAUCCGUUGGGCGUCCCUCAGCUUCCACUUCCUCGACUGUACAUCAUUCCAAUUCCCACAGUGCCUCACAGCCCAGCCACAGCAAAGGAGAGGAGUUGAAAAAAAUCCCGACUGCCAUCUUAUCAUCAGGGAUCCCUCAACAAAAGGAAGAGAGACAUAUAAACAGCACCACAGGGGGAGUUGCAACUGAGAAAAAACCAACGGAUACUCUUGGAAAGACAGGAGCGACUGUGUCUCGGCAUGAAGUUGGAAGAAGAGAGUCGAGAUCAACCGACACGAGUGAGAAACAUGAGUCGACACACAGGCAGACUCAAGAUCUGCAGCUGAGAACUGAAAGCAGGUGUGCAGUCCUGCCAGAAAAAGUCAGUCGUUCUUUAGAAGUGCCGUCCACAGUUAAGGCCAACGCCGUGACCAGUUUGCCGAGUAUCCCUCAAGUGCAGAUCAAACCUACCAAGACAUGCAAAACCAGCAGCAUUGAGAACAAACCAACCGUGACCAAGAAAAUUCCAGCAGUUUCUAAUGCUAACGCCAUACCACCUCUCCCUGCUCUGCCGGGUGUGUCAACGCAUUCAAUCGAACCCACAUCUCACACCAGCAAGAGCCAAGUCAAUGCCUCCUUUCUGAAGAAGUCUAAGUUCACUUGGUUAAAGAGCCCGAACCUAAGAGGAGUGGGCAAAGCUGUAACUAUAGUUGCCAGUGGAAGCUCCCCCUCAUUCACAGCGAAGAGGACGCCCGGCAAGAAGUUACCUCGAAAGCAAACACUCAAUGUAUCCCCCAAGACCUCCAAGUACAGAUGGGUCUCCAUCUCCGCUGGAGCCCAGGCUAAAACGCCUCGAAAGUCAAUAUCACCCAGAGCCCUGGCUCUUUCCCAAAGAGCGCUGGAGAGGGGAGAGGUUAACAAGAAGCUAAGAGCAGAAGAUAGGAUGAAAAAGGGAGUUGCGGGUUCCUCUGCCAGCUCCCCGCCGAUUAGCCGUUACCGUUGGAAAGCUGGAGGUCAGAGUACCUCUGGGGCAGCUCCAGGAGGCGCAGCAGUUGCCCGACGUCGAUCUGCUUUCCACUGGACGCCGGAAAGAAGCAACAAAGGAGGGAAAGGAGGGUUUGCUGCUUCCCCGCCUGGAACCCAACGUUCCCAACGUACCCACCUGAUGCCAUCCUGCUCCCCUUCCGGGUUCAAGCUCCGCAGCAGGAUGAAAAUCAUUCGGAAGUCUCCUACUGGUGGAAGUGGGUCAGAGAUGAAGUACUCCCCGCGGGGCCGGAUGCAGAGCUUGAGCAGGAGUCCAGUCGGAGUGAAGAAGACGCCCACCAGGGAGCUCGUGUCUUUUGGCCGACACAAGUUGAGGCGGCUCUCCCCGACCUCGUCAAGGACAAGUCCCGCCUCCUCCUCCCACCGUAGCCCCGCCUCUCCGCGGGUGUUCAGGACACGCUACAAGAUGGUGACCCGCCCGGGCUCCAGCCCCACACACACCGUCCACUACAACCCCGCCCUCUCUUGGAGAGCCAAGAGGAUCCAGUCUGCGAGGAGUUUCCUUCAGAGCCGAAUGCGAGCUCCCCACGACAGACACCCGGCAUCCGCCCAGCACUGGAGAGGAAGCAGCAUGUGCUGGAUCCGUGGUUCCUUGUACCGGGUGUCGGCCAAUAAGCUGUCCCGCACCGUGGCGUCCAGCAUGUCCAUCAACCGAACAGGAAGGUCUUUCAGCCCCUCCCAGGUUACAUCCACGAGUCCUGCUCUCAACGGGCCCUUCAGUCCUCGUCAUCUCGCCAGCCGCGCUGUCCAGCGCAGCCUUGCCAUAAUCCGGCAAGCUCAUCAGAAGAAGCAGCAGAAGCAGUACUGCAUGUACUACAACCGCUUCGGCAAGUGUAACCGCGGCAACAGCUGUCCCUACAUCCACGACCCGGACAAGGUUGCCGUCUGCACCAGGUUCCUGCGAGGGACGUGCAAGCAGGCGGACGGGACCUGCCCGUUCUCCCAUAAGGUGGCGAAGGAGAAGAUGCCGGUGUGUUCCUACUUCCUGAAGGGAAUCUGUAACAACAGCGAUUGUCCCUACAGUCACGUCUACGUGUCCCGCAAAGCCGAAGUGUGUGAGGACUUUGUCAAAGGCUACUGUCCUGAAGGAGAGAAGUGUAAGAAGAAACACACGCUGGUGUGUCCAGACUUCUCCAAGACGGGAUCGUGCCCUCGAGCGGCCCGCUGCAAGCUGCAGCACCGCCAACGAGCUAAGCGCGGCGCCGGCGCCCCGGUCAAGAGAGGCCGGACCAAGGAGCCCGCUAAGAGGCCCCACCUGUCUGUCGCCAUGCCGCCGGCAACUCCAGAGACGCCCACCAAAGGCCCUCUGGCGCUGCCAUCCUUCAUCUCCCUCUCCAGCUCGCCGGACGAGGCAGAUGCACCCGAAACGCUGCCGGCAGAGAGCUCACAGGUUAAAGAGAAAAAGCUGCAGAUCAAGCCUCGGCUGUGAGACUCCAGAGACCAGCAGCCCCGGAGGGGUAGAACACCCAGCGAUGAUAUCUGUGCUCCAGGUUUGUCCUGACAGGUGCAUCUGUGUCCUCCCUCUGAAAUAAACUGAAUUGAAUUGAAUUCCUUCACUCAGGGCCAGAAGGUUUUAUUUUCUAUAUAUAUAUAUCGUGUAUACAAAUCUGUUUUGCAUGUCAAUAUGGGUGUUAACUGUGCAAUUUUCUUUCUCAUCAGGUUAUGUAAUUUUUUUAAAAAUGCCAAAUAAAGUACCACCUCUUUUUAAACCGCC